CGCAAUAUUGUUUUAACUACCAAUGUCUAUUGUUUGUUGAGUCUUCACAUCUGACUUAAUAAAUCUCGUCAAAGAUGAACAGUUGGAGUAAAUUCAGAGGUAUUUAUGGAGAGUUGAUUAAACAUUAUACAACGUCGAACCAGUCUUUUCCAGAAUUACCUCCAAUUGACUUCAAACCUUUACCGUAUAAAGGUCCAUCUUAUGAAAAAGCACAGGCUAUGCAAUUGGACAAUGUGUUCCCUCAAGUGCAGAUGUACGAAAAGCCAUUGUACCUCCACGAAGGUAAAAUGCAAUGGUUAUUCGACCAUCAAGGCAAGCGAUAUUUAGACAUGUUCGGAGGUAUAGCUACGGUCAGCGUAGGUCAUUGUCAUCCCCGAAUCAACCAAGCCAUGGCCAAACAGCUGAGCACACUGGGACACGUAUCCGGGGUGUACCAGCAUCCAAAAAUGUACGAGUACGUGGAAAAACUGAUGAUGAAAAUGCCGGGUGAUCUGAAAACCGUGUACCUGGUCAACAGCGGUUCCGAAGCUAACGAGUUGGCCAUACUGCUGGCUCGGUUACACAGCGGUAACCAAGACAUCGUGUCCAUCGAGAACUGUUAUCACGGCGUGUCGGGUAACGUGCACGGGCUCACGGCUCAGUCGGCGGUCAAGUUCAACAACCAGCCGACCGGCAGUUUUGUCCAUCACGUGAUGUGCCCCGACGUAUACAGAGGCAUAUGGGGCGGAAACAAUUGCAGAGACUCGCCGGUCCAAACGCACCGGUGCUGUGAAUGCAAACGGGACCGUUGCCAAGCCGCCGACAUGUACUACGAACAGUUGAAAAACAAGUUUUCCUAUUCGUUGCCCCGAGGAAAGGUGGCCGGUUUCUUCGCUGAAUCUAUCCAGGGAGUUGGAGGGAUCGUUCAAUUUCCGAAGGGUUAUUUGAAAAAAGUCUACGACUUGAUAAGAGCCAACGGUGGAUUGUGUGUUGCUGAUGAAGUGCAGACGGGUUUUGGAAGGACGGGCGAACAUUUUUGGAAUUUUCAAUCACACGGUGUCACACCCGACAUUGUGACCAUGGCCAAAGGUAUUGGGAACGGAUUUCCAAUGGCUGCCGUUGUAACAACACCCACGAUUGCACGGUCAUUGAACUUAGCGUUUCAUUUUAAUACUUUUGGCGGUAAUCCUAUUGCGUGUACCGUAGGUCUGACAGUGUUAAAGAUAAUCGAAGAAGAAGGUUUGCAACAAAACAGUUUAAAACUGGGAACAUAUUUCUUAGAUAAGUUAUGCGAAAUGAGACGUGAAUGGAAUAUAAUUGGUGAUGUACGAGGCAAAGGGCUAAUGAUUGGGGUAGAAUUAAUAGAAGGCAAUCAAGACGACAGCGAUCAAGGCCUAAGUAAUCCUUUAAAUGGCCGAGCCAUUUCUCAUAUCAAAAACAAUUGCUUGAAGAUGGGACUUUUAAUCGGAAUCGGCGGAAACAAAUCAAAUGUGUUACGGUUCAUGCCUCCCAUGUGUGUAACAAAAGAUGAUGUUAAUUUCACUAUUGCUGUCUUGAGACGAGCUAUGCAAAACUAUUAUGAAGCAAAGCAUCAGAAUAAUCUUUAAAUAUAUUUUCAUUUAUUCUAA
Sipha flava (yellow sugarcane aphid) is the source of this 1607-nucleotide messenger RNA. Its product is annotated as alanine--glyoxylate aminotransferase 2, mitochondrial. The coding region runs from base 75 to 1586 and encodes 503 amino acids. The record is from RefSeq and is a predicted model, not a curated record. Gene Ontology annotation, molecular function: pyridoxal phosphate binding; L-alanine:glyoxylate transaminase activity. Gene Ontology annotation, cellular component: mitochondrion. NCBI's taxonomy places the organism in Eukaryota, Metazoa, Arthropoda, Insecta, Hemiptera, Aphididae. Gene Ontology annotation, biological process: glyoxylate catabolic process. The transcript is spliced from 8 exons.